Molecule: messenger RNA, 558 nt
Organism: Ipomoea triloba (trilobed morning glory)
Lineage: Eukaryota; Viridiplantae; Streptophyta; Magnoliopsida; Solanales; Convolvulaceae
Exons: 2
Coding region: 1-558 (185 amino acids)
Source: RefSeq, a predicted model, not a curated record
AUGCCACCUCGACGAAGUGUGCCUGCUGGUAACGACGACUACAUCUCAGCAAUGGAUCGUAUGGCCCAAGCGAUGGAACAAAUGGCUGGGUUUAUGCUGGCUCAGCAAACCCAGAACCAAAACCAAGGGCAACCAUGGGUUGACUUUGCUAAAGCAAUAGCAAACCGAAAACCACCGUAUUACGCUGGAGAAAAAGACCCGGUGAUCUUGGAGGAAUGGAUCCGGACGUUCGACAAAUUGCUUAAUGCAAUAAACUGUCCUAUGGAUCAGCGAGUACCGUCCGCAGUCUAUUACCUGACGAAAGCUGCAGACAACUGGUGGGCAACACAAAAGGGAGCAACCAUCCAAGAAUACCAUGACAAAUACGUGGAGCUGAUGCGUUUCGCUCAAGAAAUCGUGCCUGACGAGGCGAGUAAGGCAAGAAGAUUCAUCCGUGGACUGGACUGGGACGUAAGAAGUGUGAUCGCACCAUUUAUGUGCUCUACUCUAAAGGAGGCAUACGAUAGGGCAUCGGAUCACUAUCAGGUGUAUUUGGACCAACAGGAAGUUUACGACUGA